Molecule: messenger RNA, 2095 nt
Organism: Protobothrops mucrosquamatus (brown spotted pit viper)
Lineage: Eukaryota; Metazoa; Chordata; Lepidosauria; Squamata; Viperidae
Exons: 2
Coding region: 817-2046 (409 amino acids)
Source: RefSeq, a predicted model, not a curated record
GCCAACACAGGUGCUGUUGUUCAGGAAGGUGGCAAAGUUUUAAUUGACAAAACUAAGCUAGAUGGCUCAAACCUACUCUCUAAAUUACCCCAGACACAACGUUCUGCAUUUGAAGUGUGGUAUGAAGUUGUAGCAUUGCCCCAGCAUGGCAGAAUUGUUGUGGGAGAACGAAAUAUUACUAGAGACAAGCCCCAUUUCUCCCAGUAUAUCAUUAAUAAAUUUGGAAUCACCUAUGUGCACGAUGAUUCCGAAUCACUCACUGAUCACUUUAUCUUCGCUGUUUGGCUAAAUGAGAAAAGCAAGUCUGCUGUGAAACCCAAUAUUGAUGUUUUAGAAGAGGCAUUUAAUAUUACUGUUGUACCAGUGAAUGACCAAGUUCCAAAACUAAAGUCAAAACUGCUAUGUUUGAAUGUUUUACAAGGAGAUAGAACAGUUCUAGGACAAGAUAGCCUAAAUGUUGAAGAUUUGGAUAACUCACCAGAAGAGAUUAAAUAUACCAUUAUAACUGAUCCCCAAAAUGGACAUUUAGCACUGUGGUCUCGUUUGAAUGAAUCUAUCAAAGAUUUCACGCAAGCUGAUAUUAAUGAUGGUAGUGUUUGGUUUGUACAAGAUGGGAGCCCUCUCUCAGGGGUUUUCUAUUUCAGUGUGACUGAUGGGCAGCACCGUCCACAGUAUAAACUCUUUCGGCUUGAUGUGAUACCGCUGUCCAUCACAUUGAUUAACUUAACAGAAGUGGUUCUUCUGCAGGGACAAGACAGAGUUGCUAUUACAAAUGUCCACCUUUCGGCAACAACAAAUGGGAAGAACCCUGAAAUCAUGUUUGAAGUAACAAAGCCUUUUAGAUAUGGGAAUCUUCUGAUUGAGAAUGAACAGGUGACUAGAUUUCACCAAAGAGAUUUAUAUGCAGCAAGACUGUUGUACUGUAUGACAGACUUCACUGCCUUUGGUGAUACGUUAGAAUUUGCAGUGUUCACACCAGACAGUAAUCUAACAGGACAGGUUCUGAAGAUCUUAGUACAACCUCUUUUGCAAAUGGCCCUAAACGUGACCAUUCUCAACGGGAUGUCUUAUCAGCUCAAUGCAAGUUAUUUGGAUGCUACACAGUUAGCCAACUUGACAAAAAGCAAUCCCCAGUUUGAAGUCAUAAUGUCACCAGUUUAUGGGAAUCUUUCAAGGAGGUCACUGAGUAACACUGAAAGCAAGAGCCUGGUUCUCUUCACAAAAAGAGACAUUGACAUGGGUGUCAUUUUCCUUGAAACCAGUGCUAAUAUGACAAAUGCUGAUGUAUUAAAUGAUUCCUUUUCCUUUAUACUUAGAGCAGACAAUAUUCAGCCUGCUAUUGGUGAGUUCCACUUUGUCAUAGUGCGACAUGAUCCUUCACCAGUUCAGGUUUUUACUCCAAAAGUGCCUUUCUUAACUACUGCUGACAUUUUAGAAAGUUACAUUACAGAAGAUGAAUAUCUGUUUAUCCCAAAUCAUGGCGCGCACACAGAUGUACCAGCACAGACUUUCAGGCCUGACCAAAACCAUUGGGAGCAUCAGAAAGAUAGACAGUUUGAUGAAGAUAAUGCUAGAGGCAUAUCUGUUUGGGCUGUGACCACAAUAAAAACACAGUCUGAGAGCUCCUGGCUUCAGACACCAAGCAGCAGGAACUGGUUGAUCAUCAUCAUACCCCUUUCUUCUGUGACUGCUUUAUUCAUUAUAAUUGCCAUUGUUCUUUGUAUUUUCCUAAUGUGCCACAGAUCAAAGAAGGCAAAACCUCUUAUUUUAGAACAGCCACCAGUAAUUCUCAACAGUUCAAGCUUUUCUCCAGAGAGGAGCUUAACAAUACCUACUGUCACAGUAACACCUCUCUUAAAAAACACAGACAAAACAUCUGUUUUACCAUUCAUGUCCCUCCAGCGGGAACAGCGUCAUCCAGUGCCAGCUACUCCAGCUCCAGCUGUCAGUCUUUUGCAAAACACCUGGUCCAGCCUUGACCCAGAAAUUAUUCAGCACUGUCGAAAAACCCACCCAACAUUAAAAUGCAAUCAGUACUGGGUAUAAUAUACCAUUGAAACCAGUAAAGAAUGCUCAGUUUUGUACUCUGCUUAUU